Symsagittifera roscoffensis is the source of this 1945-nucleotide messenger RNA. RefSeq names its product excitatory amino acid transporter-like. Gene Ontology annotation, molecular function: glutamate:sodium symporter activity; L-glutamate transmembrane transporter activity; neutral L-amino acid transmembrane transporter activity. NCBI's taxonomy places the organism in Eukaryota, Metazoa, Xenacoelomorpha, Acoela, Convolutidae. Gene Ontology annotation, biological process: L-glutamate transmembrane transport. The record is from RefSeq and is a predicted model, not a curated record. Gene Ontology annotation, cellular component: plasma membrane.
UGUGAUGUUUUUACCAAUUGUUUUUUAAUUCCGCUUCAAUUGUUUGUUGCUGAAUUUUAUUGAAGCGCAGUUAUGAAAAGUGCCACACGAUAUGCGUUAAAAUCCUCUUGUUUUACGCUCGAAAUUAUUCCUUGUUUAUCGUUUUAAGUCAACCUUCUGAUUUUCAUUACCAAAAAAUAAUUGUUUUUUGGGAAACCGCUGAAGAUUGAAAACAAAACGAAAUUCCAGACAUUGUCAUAACGAAUUGGGCGCUCCAAUAAACGUUUUACUUGGUCACAAUAAUCAUACUAUACUAUCUUGAAUUUAUUUUGCGAUAAAGUUCAUUCAUCAAUCAAAUCACUAUCCUGCUGGAUUAAUUGGUGUGAGAUUUACUUUGCUGCUAUCUAAAGAAGACGAUUAUUUUACUUCAGGAGAAACCGUGUAUCUGAUUCCAAAUGGGAGCUCUGAUGAAGAGAAUAAAGGAACAGCUGUUGUUGAUUCUGACGGUGCUAUCGAUUGUGUUGGCCGUCGUAACAGGGGUUUUAUUGAGAUUGUUCGCCGUCGAAGUGUCCCCCUAUGCUAUCUACUUGAUCACGUUCCCGGGGGAGUUGAUGUUCAGACUGCUUAAAAUGAUGAUCGCGCCUCUGAUUGUUAUUACCAUCAUAUCAGGUGUGUGCUCGCUGAAAGAUGGAACUGAUGGUAGCAAAAUUGGAGGACUGGUAGUUACAUAUUACAUAUGCACUUCGUUCUUGGCCUCGGUGCUCGGCGUUUGUAUCGUGCUUGUUGCUUCGCCCUACUUGAAGUCGAUUGGCGGAGAUUUCAGCGAAUCAAAUGAGGAGGAACAGACUGAAUGGAAGAAGUUUGAGGGCAACGCGAUUGAUGCUGUCAUGGAUCUACUGAGAAAUGCACUGCCGGACAACUUAGUGGCGGCGACGAUGGAGAGAGUGAGAACAGAAUACAGCAAAGUCUACUUGGACUCGUCAGGGGAGGUCAUUCCAUCACUAGAUGUGUACCUGAACGAGUCCAAUGGAUCUGGAGUUUAUGUGGAGAGGACUGUUAGGGCUACUCAAAGUGUAGAUGGGACCAACUUGAUAGUCUGGCGAGUAUUGCUUCGUCCAUUGGUGCACCCAGUAUUCCAGCGGCAGGCAUGGUCACCACCAUUCUAGUGUUCUCCUCUGUAGGCAUCCCUGUGGACAAAAUAGCCCUCAUCUACUCCGUCGACUGGCUCUUGGACAGAUUCCGUACAGUUGUCAAUGUAUGUGGCGAUUGCGUGGGCUGUGCCAUUCUGGACACCCUCUGCCAUGAGAAACUGACUGAAGCCAGAAGAGCCGUAGUGGCCAGGGGCAGUAGUCUAAAGAGAACCCCCUCCGCGAAGAAGAGAAGCUCGCAGAGGAUCCUAGAUGAACUAUCAGAACAAAACUCUAUCUCGCUUCCUAAUGGCGAUUUAUCCGCCGCCCACGAAGCUUAGUUCAAAGGUGCAAUUCGUUUCAUUCUCUGAAAUCAGGUCGUUUACUUCACCUUUUUAUCAUGAAUUGCAAAAAUUGUGUAAUCAUAUUGGAUAGCUGUUGUUUUUGCCGAAAACAAAGCUUUAGAUCAAUUUUCUAGGUUAUUCCUGUUUGAUUUCUCUGACUUCUUUAUCCUGUAAAUUCGAGUCAAAUUCACCUCUAAAUACGAUUAAAGGACUCGGAAGUAGUUUUCAAUUGAAGUCGACCAUGAUGUCGCGGUUGAAAUUGAAAUAAACUGAGUGACCACAGACAUGCAUAUAUUUAAACGCUGUAGUUUGAGGUGCUGGUGUGUAAUUAACACUUUAGCUCAUCUGCUAGUUACGUUCAUCGCCAGUGGCCAUAGUAUCAGUGCGAAGCGUGGUCUGUCAAUGUUAUCAGAGCCAUAUUAUCAGUGCCAUCGCCGCACUUCAGCCUUAAAUAAUUAAAAACUGAAGUAGUUUUACACUGAUAUUUUCAGGUAA